CUUGACACUUUAGGGCGGAGCCAAUGGGUUGGGGCUAGUCGAUGUAGUCGUGUCAGCAUGCUAAAAGUAAAAUAGUCAUACAAAAUAAUAAAAUUUUGUAAAAUUUCAAGAUACUGCAUGAAAAGUAAAUGUAAAUAUGAACAGCAAAAGCGAUAAGGGCUGCCACAUACUUUACGAGAGACAGGAACGCAUCUCGAAAGAGAAGGGCCAGCGCAUCUACAUUAAAAAAACCCAGACCGAGGUGUGUGAGCUGUUUCGUCGCACAGCGGAUAAAAACAACGCUGCAAGCAAGAAAGCGCGGGACCAGACCCAGCAGAAAGUCUGCGAGCUGAACCAGCGGAUCAAGCAGGAAAUAGAACAGCUGAAGCUCUUAAGCCACAAUAUUUUACAAAAUCCCGUCGAGUCCAAAGCUUCAGAGUCGGAUAUGGAACUGCACGAUAAUAACGCCGAAGCGCGACAGUCCUUGUCUGGAAACCAAGAUAACGACACAGAAUCUUCCCAAGAAGACAUGAGCUUCCGCACAGUGGGCCUGAUACAAAAGAGGAACAAGCGGGUUGAAGGCGGCUGUAAUUACGUAACCCGGCAGAGGGUCACUAACCACGACCAGAACACACUGUCUGUGUAUCAGUGUGAUUACGGAAACCCCUCAAGAUUCAUCGCCUAUUUUCCCGGUGCACAACGACAGUUUGAAGAUGACAACUGUGUAUGCUGCGCGCUGCGAGCAAGUGUUCCCAUACCCGUAUUGACUAGUCAGAACUGUCGGUAUCAGCCUAGCUGGGAAUGUGUCAGUUCACGUCCGUUAAGUCCGCGAACGGCAACCGAUCUUAACACUGAGCACUUCUGUCGGAAUUGGUGUUCAUGCAUUCCGCCCGUUAGUACCCUGAAAUGCAAACAGAAAAGCCGGCGUAAUUCGGAGGAACCGUGCGGGUCGAAGAGCCGGAGCUCCUCAAAAGCUGUAAAAUCGCUGGACGACAAGAUGCGCAAGAAGAUUAAGAAAAGCGGAGCCAAAAUCGACUCGGCUUCGUUAGACCAGUAUAAGGUACAGAGUUCCGAAAAGCUUAUUAUGGUCACCAUGAAAAAGGAACCAAAGUCCCUAUCAGCCGCACGCCAGCGUCAGUCAAAAGCUCGAGCAGGCGAAGAGAUUUCCCAAACAGGAAUGGAAAAGUCCACUUCCGCGGACAAGCAAUCGGAUGAGAGCAAGGAUAGCAUGUAUCGCGACUACAUGGACAAGUAUAGAAAGGAAAACGGUAACGCAGAAAAAUUUGGUGGAGCAGCAAACCUCGCACAGGAUUACGCCCAGGUUGAUUGGUUUGCAGAUGGUUGUGGUCCUGGCUAUUGUGAAACGGAUCCCAUUUGCUCCGCUGACAAGAGAAUUGGGCAGGGCAGAGCCGAGUGCCGCAUAAAAAAAUGCGUUUGCGUUGCACAAGAAUCACAAACUGAUGAAGAAUACACAAAACAUCGCUACACACAGGAACAAGCCCAGGUUGAUGGCAGUGAACCGAAAUCUGGACAAGAGGAAGUCCGUCCAGAAGGGUAUGUAGAUCUCGAGGAAUCCACAAAUGACGAAAGAGGGGACGGGGACGAAAGGUAUGUCGAUCGUUGCGGUCCUGGCUAUUGUGACAAGGAUCCAAUGUCCAGCCCUGAUAAUCAAGUUGAGAGGAGCAGAGGCGUGUGCGACAAAAAAUGCUCUUGCAUUUCCCAGGAAGUCCAGACUGAUAAAGAAUCGAUCAAGCAGGAGACGACGUUGACCCAAACGGAUCUACAGUCGCUAGAGAAACCCACUCAAACCGAUCUCCAGGGAAGUAAACACGAGACACUCACCCAAACGGAUCCAGAACUCAGCCAUCAAAUUAGCACCGGUAUGUCCCCUAUAUCGGGGGCGACUAUCAAAGACUCGAACUAUGACUUAAUACAGCAGUCGCCAAAUGAUGUCAAGGAAGAUGUAACAUCUGCAUCUCCGAAAGAGACUCUCUCAGUAGGUCAGAAUCAAAUUCAAGGAAGCUAUUCGCCUGCAGCUGCAUCAAGGAAAAGUUAUUGUGCUCAGACAAAAAAAUAUAUGAAAUAUAUUAAUCGAGGAUACCUAACAGAGGGAGCUCAGGAAGAAGCACACACAGUAUGCAGUAGCAAAUGUCCUCGCCAUAGGGCUAGGCAAUGCCAGUGUUUGCCAGUGUCCCCUGGUACAAGUCAACGAACGGACGCAAUCCAGGACUACAAGGAGGAACAGUACCAAGCUUACGACGGAGACAAUACAGUUGUUCAUCAAGUAUCCUCGCAUCAUGAUCUCGAAAUGCGCACAGCAGGUCGCACGGAAAAGGCUUCGCCAUUUUGUGCUCCAUUGACCUCGGAUGAUAGCUGUGAGCCUCAUCCAGUUGAAUGUUACUGCGACUUCAGCCGCAAUGUCGUGAAAUUAAACUCUUCUUGCUGCACUGAGUAUACAGGACGGUCUAUGGCUUCGUCACCCGAGAAGUCACAAGAGAGUGUCCCCGAAAAUACCGAUCAUCAUUCCCCCUACGAAUCAACGUAUCAGCAAAGCUACGGUAGCUCUGCGGUUCCAGUACGCGUACACCGGAAUGUAAAUACCAGCUGUUAUGACGAGGAUAAUUGUACGUCUGCUGAGGCCAGCCCUGAUUACUCAAGUUUUCCCGGCCACAGUCAGUACGGGUCCUGUGCAACUGAUUGCACCGGACGUAGACGCUCAGGACGUAAUUUCUCCAAUGACAGUUAUCAUGAGUCACAGGCAGCGUCAGGGAGUCUUGGGUGUGAACAGUACUCGGAUGGCAGAGCAAUUAUUCCGCCCAUGCAGUCACUAGUUCCAAGCCAGCCUAACUAUGCUGAGGCUAAGACAGGACUGCCGAUUAUGAUCUGCGAGAAGCGUACGCGCUCUGUCACCUUCGAGGACGAGAGCGGAAAAGUACGCAGGAUGCGCAAUGUUGUUGAGCACUGUCGAAGCAAAAUAGAAUGGGAGAAGGUCUUAACCCAUCUGGAUUGCGAUGCGGACAUCAGUCACUCGGAUGCUGCCUUCGGAGGAAACAAUUCCACAGAUGACGAAGAAUGCACUUGUACUUGCCGGUCAAGUAGCUCUGCCGGCACCGAGAUCACCUGCGUAGAGUCAAACUGUGAUCUUGAUGAUGACUUCUGCAACAACGAACAUAGCUCUAGAUCGCAGCCAAACUGCGGUAGCUUGCCGAAAUUUAAUCACUGCCCCUGCAUGCUCAGAACUUAUGUCAGUCUGGCCUCCAUCUGCACGCCAAACAGCCGAUCCAUUCAGUAGGAUCAGCCUUGGUGUCAGCACAAAUUUUAGUUACGUUUUUACAAUCUUUAUUAUACAACUUCGAGAGCCCUAAGAACGUU
Messenger RNA from Drosophila guanche, 3351 nucleotides. RefSeq lists its product as uncharacterized. The coding region runs from base 137 to 3271 and encodes 1044 amino acids. The record is from RefSeq and is a predicted model, not a curated record. The transcript has 3 exons. Lineage: Eukaryota; Metazoa; Arthropoda; Insecta; Diptera; Drosophilidae.